AAAAGCAGCACUUUAAAUCCUCUUUAAAUAUUAGAUAGUUGAGUGUUUGAAUAAUUAAUUAUAUCAUUUAGUCUUAUCAUUGAGUCAAACAUGUCAAGAAGUACCCUCUUGCUGACAGUGCUUGCACUGUCUUUCCACCUGAGUCGAUCAGCGGUCGACUCUACUGGUGUCAAUUAUGAAUUGGAGAAGACUUUUGGGACACUUCAUGUUCUUGCAUCGAGCUGCAAAGAAAUCCAAGAGAAAUAUGAUGUUCAUGAAGAUGGUCUGUACUAUCUCAUCACGAGCAACGGGGUGGUGUACCAGACCUUCUGCGACAUGACGACAGCCGGAGGUGGAUGGACACUGGUGGCCAGCGUGCACGAGAACAACAUGCUUGGGAAGUGCACUACAGGGGACAGGUGGUCAAGUCAGCAGGGAAGCAAUGCUAACUACCCUGAAGGAGAUGGGACGUGGGCCAACAUGCACACCUUUGGAGCCCCAGAGGGCGCAACCUCCGACGACUACAAGAAUCCUGGUUACUAUGACAUUGUGAGCGAGGAUGUGUCUGUUUGGCAUGUGCCAAAUAAUACCCCACUAAAGAGGUGGAGCUGUGAUUCCAUUCUGCAGUACCACACAGGAACCAACUUUCUUAAAGCCCACGGAGGAAACCUCUACCAACUCUACAAGCGCUUCCCAGUAAGGUAUGGGGCCGGAAGUUGUCCAGCCAACAAUGGACCAUCUAUUCCUAUUGUGUAUGACAAAGGGGAUGCUGAGACCACAGCAAACCUGUAUGGACCACAUGCUAAAGCACAAUUCACUGCUGGCUACGUAACCUUCCGAGUGUUCAACAGUGAGAAGGCAGCGUUGGCCCUGUGCUCUGGAACUAAGCCCACUGGAUGUCACUCUGAGCAUUUCUGCAUUGGCGGUGGGGGCUUCUUCCCAGAGGGGAAUCCACGUCAAUGUGGUGACUUCACCAGCUUUGACUGGGAAGGCGUGGGAACCCAUCGUGGAUGGAGUGCAUCCAAACAGAUGACCGAGGCUGCAGUCUUGAUCUUCUACCGCUGAGUCACCAACGACCAGAUGAAAUGGGGGAAGUGACCAGUGACCUAUGGCUUGGUGAUAUGCUGAUUCUGUUACUGAGUACUGAGGUUCAAACAUGCAUUUCCAUUGUGAAACUUUUAGUCAACCCUUUCUUAAUCAUUUGUCAGUGAUUAUCUCUGUAAUAUUUUUCAUCACUCAAUCAAUGGUAAAUGUUCUUUACAUGUUUCCUGUGUGGUGAAUACUUACUCCUGUUAAUCCUUUGAUGACAUUUUCAAAAAUCAUUUGUUAUCAAUUAUCUCCUCAUUAUUCCUUUUCACUUAAUCAUUAAUA
This is a messenger RNA of Engraulis encrasicolus (European anchovy), 1350 nucleotides long. RefSeq names its product intelectin-like. The record is from RefSeq and is a predicted model, not a curated record. The coding region runs from base 91 to 1044 and encodes 317 amino acids. The transcript has 7 exons. Gene Ontology annotation, molecular function: oligosaccharide binding. NCBI's taxonomy places the organism in Eukaryota, Metazoa, Chordata, Actinopteri, Clupeiformes, Engraulidae.